Molecule: messenger RNA, 528 nt
Organism: Prorocentrum cordatum
Lineage: Eukaryota; Dinophyceae; Prorocentrales; Prorocentraceae
Source: the annotation of a GenBank genome assembly
GCCAUGCCCGACAAGUCCGACAACCCCAUGCGCCAGAUCAAGGUGGAGAAGCUGACCCUCAACAUCAGCGUCGGCGAGAGCGGCGACCGUCUCACGCGCGCGGCUAAGGUGCUGGAGCAGCUGACCGAGCAGCAGCCCGUGUUCUCGAAGUGCCGCAUGACGAUCAGGUCUUUCGGCGUCCGCCGCAACGAGAAAAUCGCCUGCCACGUGACAGUGCGUGGUGAAAAGGCAGAGGAGAUUCUGGAGAAGGGGCUCAAGGUGAAGGAGUACGAGCUCGUGAAGAGGAACUUUGCGAAGAAUGGCAGCUUCGGAUUCGGAAUCACGGAGCACAUCGACCUGGGCAUCAAGUACGACCCGAGCACUGGCAUCUACGGCAUGGACUUCUACGUGCACCUCUCUCGCCCCGGCAACCGCGUGAUGUUUCGGAAGCUCAAGCGCGGCAAGGUCGGAUUCGCGCACAGGUUGAAGAAGGACGACGGCAUGAAGUGGUUCCAAACGAAGUUCGAUGGCAUCAUCCUCAACAAAUGA